Oryctolagus cuniculus (rabbit) is the source of this 3364-nucleotide messenger RNA. It is a transcript of the gene TBC1D22B, whose product is annotated as TBC1 domain family member 22B. NCBI's taxonomy places the organism in Eukaryota, Metazoa, Chordata, Mammalia, Lagomorpha, Leporidae. Gene Ontology annotation, biological process: activation of GTPase activity. The record is from RefSeq and is a predicted model, not a curated record. Gene Ontology annotation, molecular function: GTPase activator activity.
UGGGUUGGCCCUCAGAUUGCGGGGUCUCGGGGGCGUCUCGUCGGGCACCCCCUGACCCACCUACAAGGCCUUCCCCGGGCCAGAGCAAUGGCCGCCGAGAACAGCAAGCAGUUUUGGAAGAGGAGCGCCAAGCUGCCGGGGAGCAUCCAGCCUGUAUAUGGAGCACAGCACCCUCCUCUGGACCCUCGGCUCACCAAAAAUUUCAUUAAAGAAAGGUCAAAAGUCAACACUGUUCCUCUGAAGAGUAAGAAGGCCUCCAGUUUUCAUGAGUUUGCCCGGAAUACCAGUGACGCUUGGGACAUUGGCGAUGAUGAGGAAGAGGACUUUUCCUCACCCUCCUUCCAGACUUUAAACUCAAAAGUUGCUUUGGCAACUGCCGCUCAAGUCCUAGAAAAUCACAGCAAGCUGAGGGUAAAGCCAGAGCGGUCGCAGUCGACGACAUCUGACGCUCCUGUGAACUACAAGGUCAUCAAGUCCAGCAGCGAUGCCCAGCUGUCCAGAAACUCCAGUGACACAUGCCUGAGGAACCCACUCCACAAACAACAGUCACUCCCUCUCCGACCCAUCAUCCCCCUCGUUGCCCGGAUCUCAGACCAGAACGCCUCUGGAGCCCCUCCCAUGACGGUCCGCGAGAAAACCCGCCUAGAAAAGUUCCGUCAGCUGCUCUCCAGCCACAACACCGACUUAGAUGAACUGAGGAAGUGUAGCUGGCCAGGUGUUCCCAGGGAAGUACGACCUGUAACCUGGAGACUCCUGUCGGGCUAUCUCCCAGCAAACACGGAGAGGAGGAAACUGACUCUGCAGCGGAAGCGUGAGGAGUAUUUUGGCUUCAUCGAGCAGUAUUAUGACUCUCGGAAUGAGGAACACCAUCAGGAUACCUACAGACAGAUUCACAUUGACAUUCCAAGGACGAAUCCUCUCAUUCCAUUGUUCCAGCAGCCACUUGUGCAGGAGAUCUUUGAAAGAAUUCUAUUUAUUUGGGCCAUCCGACAUCCUGCCAGUGGGUAUGUCCAGGGAAUUAAUGACCUGGUCACUCCGUUCUUUGUCGUCUUCCUCUCAGAAUAUGUGGAAGAGGAUGUGGAGAACUUUGAUGUGACCAACUUGUCUCAGGACAUGCUGCGAAGCAUUGAGGCCGACAGCUUCUGGUGCAUGAGCAAGCUGCUGGACGGCAUCCAGGAUAACUACACCUUUGCACAGCCAGGGAUCCAGAAGAAAGUCAAGGCACUGGAAGAGCUUGUCAGCCGGAUCGAUGAGCAGGUGCAUAACCACUUCAGGAGGUACGAGGUCGAAUACCUGCAGUUCGCCUUUCGCUGGAUGAACAACUUGCUGAUGCGGGAGCUUCCCCUUCGCUGCACCAUCCGCCUGUGGGACACUUACCAGUCUGAGCCAGAAGGGUUCUCUCAUUUUCAUCUCUACGUGUGUGCAGCCUUCUUGAUCAAGUGGAGGAAAGAGAUCCUGGAUGAGGAGGACUUUCAGGGGCUGCUCAUGCUGCUGCAGAACCUGCCCACGAUACACUGGGGCAACGAAGAGAUCGGGCUGCUGCUCGCCGAGGCCUACAGACUCAAGUACAUGUUUGCCGACGCCCCCAAUCACUACCGCCGAUAGGUGCUGUCUCCCUGGGGACCCAGACUGCCCCAUCAGUGAUGGCAAUCUGAUCACUGUGGCCACUGUGCGAGCCGCGGACCCCGGCCAGGAACCACUCGUGCUGUACAAAGCUCACACCCACCGCCCAGGUCUUAACUUGUUGGCAUCCAGCACUCCAAGUCUCUGGAUGCGUCUCUUGGACCACUGUCAGUAUUCCAUGCUGUGCGGAUGGGCCCAGCUCUGGGAGAGGACAGAAGAAGAGGUACAGGGUUGUCUGCCCCUUCAAAACAAACUGGACAAAAGAAGGGGAAGGCUCAGGGUCCCCAUUCACAUUGUCCCUACCAGGGCUGGCUAUGUCUCUGCCUCCAGGCCCCAACUGAUACUGUUGCUUUUUGUGACUUAGUUUGAUUUGAUCACAGGUCAAAAACACCUAUGUUUUCAAGUCUCCUGGCCCUCAUCCCUCUCCCUGGUUUCCUAGCCCUUCCCCUUCUGCCUAGUCUGAGCCAGUGAGGGGCAGCCUGCUAGACUGUGGUUCCCAGAGGAGGGAGGCCGGCACCCCAGAGCUAGGAGUUCUGUUCCUCCUUCCUCACCAGACGUCUGUGUGCGCACACGCCCUCCGCAUCUAGUUACACGGAUGAAUUUCCACGUCCCCUCCAGCCCGACCGCCCCAGCUGGGAGGGGCCCCAGGGCCCAGCGGCCGAGCGGCCCUUGAGAAGGAUCAGGGCGGGAGGGAGAAGGGGCUCUUUCCCUCUCAACCUUUUUCCAUGAUGACCCACUCCAAGAUAUUAUGUGUAAAUUGUGUUAUUAUGUAUAUGGGUAAAGAUGUACAAAUAUAUGUCCUCUUUGUAGCAGAUAUGAUUUUAUAUUUAUAAUGUGCAUCAACAUGUGGACGCAGUGUAGGUCGCUGGCACAGAGGCAGGUGCCCGCGGGGCUGCCGCGCCCCCAGCUGGGUGUCAGGAUGCCCUGCACCGAGGCGCCGCGGGGGUGCUGCCAGCCGGAGUGUGGCCGUGCCUGGGAGCCAGCAGCAGCCCUCCAAGCCUCAGUCUCUGUUUCUCUCCUCCCCUUCCUUCCCACCCGUCCCAGGCCUUGCUGGAGCACUGCCCUGCCCUCCCCCCGCAGCACACAGAGCCCCCACCUGUCCCCCAGCAGCCUCCCCUAGAACGGACUGUGGGGGCAGAAGCCCUUUUUGCAAGUAUUUGGUCCCUGCCCCUCCCUCAGGAUCUGCAGAGCGCCUUCGACCUCACACGUUUAGGUCAGCGUGGAAUUCAGGGCAGAAGCUGUGCUGACCAGUCAGUGCCAAGGCAAAGGCUGCCCGUGUCCCUGGGCCGGGGGCUCUUCUCAGAGAGCGGCGUUCCGUGUCCCCUGCCGCCGCCAUCACACCCCACACAGCUCGUGACCCCAUUUGGUUUCUGGUGGUGGGAGGUUGGCCACCACCUGUCACCCUCCUGAAGCCGAGCAGCGUCCCCAGUGGGCACCACCCUCAAGUCUCUCUGCCAAUGGAGCCUGCCUCGCCCCCGCCCACAGCCCGCUGGGAAGGGUCAGGUCCUCCGGAGCUGUUUCUCAGGCGUUCUUUGUCCCCAGCCCUCUUCCUCUGCCCGUCAGUGGGCCUCAGUAGUCCCCUCCACACAGUGGGAGGGCUGCGGCCCGCCCUCCCGACACUGACAAGAGACAGACACUUGUGUUCCCAAGUGGUGGUUUUAUUUUUUUAGUUUUCAUGUUUGUAUGGGAAAUUGUGGAUAAAGUGAAAGAACUGUAAAUAAAUAGUGUAUUUCCUCCUCUA